This is a messenger RNA of Baudoinia panamericana UAMH 10762, 2369 nucleotides long. RefSeq lists its product as uncharacterized. Gene Ontology annotation, biological process: transmembrane transport. Gene Ontology annotation, molecular function: transmembrane transporter activity. The coding region runs from base 356 to 2182 and encodes 608 amino acids. Lineage: Eukaryota; Fungi; Ascomycota; Dothideomycetes; Mycosphaerellales; Teratosphaeriaceae. The transcript has 3 exons. Gene Ontology annotation, cellular component: fungal-type vacuole membrane. The record is from RefSeq and is a predicted model, not a curated record.
GGCAGUCUGGCAUCGCAAUCUCCUACUGCUGCAGCCGUUGACGGAGUGCUGUGCUGCUGCGCGAUUUAUCGGGUGGAGGGGUGCAAAGGUGUACAGAGAGGCGCUAGAAGACGUACCGUUGUCUAUCAACGUCUGCUGUGUAGCGUGGGUCUUGCAUCCAAUCUACCGGAAGAGAACUUUCUAGGGCAAUUUGUUAUCUGGACUGCCGUACUGCCGUCACCUCACCACGUGCCUGCUGUCACCGCUCGUUCGCAUACGCCGUUUCUCACGCCACUGAGCGCAACCUCGUCCUCGCCUUCAACAGGUGCCAUCUCCGCGAGCAGCACGCUUUCAUCAGCAAACGUCAGGCGGUCUCAUGUCCCUCGUACAGCGCGUCACUUCCAUCGAAGGCACUGAUCGCGAACCCCCGCGCAUCCCGGAAGACUGGCUUUCCCCGAAUCUCUCGCCGGCGCGCGUUCCUAAUGGCUACGGCACGAUCCAUGGGUAUCCUUCGCAGCAUCGUACUUCGCUGCUUCAUGCGAAACCCUCGGUGAGGUCGUUACGGCGCGUGGUUAGCUACGAUGUAUUACACGGAGAGGCGGAGCCGAGCCAGGCUACGAAUCCGACUGGUGGUGUGACAGCGUACAAAGUCCCCAUUGUGAGGCGUGUUGCUCAGGUGGUUUUCACCGUGCUGACCUGUUGGCUUGCGUCCGGCAUCGUCUUCGGCUUUGCCGCGCUCAAGCCUGUACUGAUAGGUGAAGGAGUCUAUCGCGAAUUCUGCACCGCAGACGAGCUCGCCGACCAUGUCGAGGUCUGCGUUGAGCAGGAUUUGAGAUUGAACUUCUUCUUUGCGGUGGCGAGCACGACUUGCAAUGUUUCAGCGCUCCCUGUCGGCACCAUCCUCGAUCGUUAUGGACCUCGAGUGUGCGCAGUCAUCGGCAGUAUCGCUUUGGCGAUUGGCAGCAUUCUGAUGGGCUACGCUUUCGCGAUCCCGGAGUUUGAUGGCUACAUUGUUGGCAAUAUCUUCUUGGCGCUCGGAGGCACGUUCAUAUUCGUGCCCUCUUUCUCCAUAGCCAACGCCUUUCCGAAGUUCUCGGGUACCAUCGUCGCCACCGUCACGGGCGCCUUUGACGCCUCCGCUGCUGUGUUUCUCUUCUACCGUCUGGCUUACGAGUCGUCGAACGGCACAUUCAAGCCUGAGAAGUUCUUCUUUGGGUAUCUUGCUGUGCCGAUUAUCAUUUUUGUCGCUCAGUUCACGUUGAUGACGCCGGAUGGAUAUAAAAGCGUGCCUCAGUUAGAGAUGAAGCUGGAGAAGGCGGAAGACCCAACGCAGGAUGUCCACGACUCCGAUGACGAGCUCUCUGACGCCGAAGUUCGCCGUCUGCGCGCCCACAGACGGGAGCAUCGGGUUUCUAAAGUCGCAGAUCUUGAAAGUCUCAUUGGCGACGCUGACUUCCGCGAGGCUCGCGAGCACAAAGAGGAAGAACGGCAUGUCAAGAGUGGUGUCUGGGGCGCUCUGCACGGCCAACCUGCCUACAAGCAGAUUGCCUCACCCUGGUUCAUCUUGAUCACGCUGCUCACUGUGCUGCAGAUGCUGCGCAUGAACUUCUUCAUCGCCACGAUUAAGACGCAGUAUGAGUAUAUGCUGCACUCGGAGAAGGCCGCCAAGAACAUCAAUGGAUUUUUUGACAUCGCGUUGCCUAUCGGAGGUGUAGCUGCGACGCCUGUGAUCGGGUUGCUGCUAGACAAUGUCAGUACGGCGAAUAUGCUUGCUAUCCUGGUGGUAUUGACGACUGCGGUCGGCGUGCUCGGCUCUCUGCCUUUCUACUGGGCAGGUUACGGCAACGUCGUGUUGUUCGUCUUGCUGCGACCGCUCUACUACUCAGCCAUGUCCGACUAUGCAACCAAGGUCUUCGGCUUCGCGACGUUCGGCAAGAUCUACGGCACCAUCAUCUGCCUGAGCGGUCUGGUCAAUUUGUUCCAGCCUGCGAUCGACGCGCUGACGUACGAGGGGUUUCACGGCAAUCCGAUACCAGUCAACGCCGCCCUGGCUGCGCUGGGUUUCGUCUUUGGCGUCAUGUUGGUGGCGUACGUCUACUGGCGUGGGGGCGUGGUGCGGAAGAAGCAAGGGAGGGAAGACGCAGAGGUGGAAAGGAUGGCGAGGAUUCCAGAGUCCAUCCUCGAGAGUGAAUUUGAAGACUAAUGAGCAAGGCAUGUGUUGCCGUUUGUUGUACAUCCCUGAGCGUUCCUAGCGGCGUUCGAAGCGUUUAGAGCGGUGUUACAAGAUACAAUGGGUAUAGUGGGCAUAUAUGUGGUUGGGUACACGAGCGACUGAACUUCAAAGCGUUGGCAAUAACUUGGCCCAGCAAUUGUCGUAUUCAAGUGCAACA